AUGAAUAGCAUCAACGCCGUGAUUGUGGUUUGCCUUGAGGUAGCCGUGUCCGCCGCUGUAGACCGAAAAAGAGGUGGACGAGGAUCCAACAUAUUUCUUCCUAGAAGCUUCGGUUGCGUCCACGGAAUCGGUCUCUUCGCCGGCGCUACUUAUGGUGGUGGAAUCCAUGAGGAUCAGGCCUACUGCUGUGAGACGGUGCACGAACCUGAGACACCUGUUUGUACCAAGCCACUAAAUUGCCCUCAAGUCCGUCCAACAUGCCAACGAUUCCAUGGGUCCCCCACUACCUGUUCCAACGACUACAAGUGUGUUGGCCUCGAUAAGUGUUGCUUCGACAGGUGUUUGGGAGAACACAGCAGUGGUUCUUAA
Molecule: messenger RNA, 369 nt
Organism: Penaeus indicus
Lineage: Eukaryota; Metazoa; Arthropoda; Malacostraca; Decapoda; Penaeidae
Exons: 4
Coding region: 1-369 (122 amino acids)
Cellular component (GO): extracellular region
Molecular function (GO): peptidase inhibitor activity
Source: RefSeq, a predicted model, not a curated record